UGAUUGCAUGAUUGCAUAACGCCUGAAAAGCCUCAAUCCACUAAUCUGCAAGUCGAGCACAUAUAUCAUCACCAAGUCAUACGACAAGCUAGUGGCCGUGAUCUGGCCGCCUUCUCCAACAAGAAGUUGGCUCUCACAAAAUACACUUCAAUGGGUUUCAAAAUGGACAAUCUACAUUUACCAACAGUGGGAUCGUCUACGUCAGCCAACAACGAAACUGGCACAGAUUCUACACAAAGCUUCCAGGAACUCAUUAAAAGAAAGGAAAAUCUGGAAGCAGAAUUAUCUGCUCUCGGCUCCGUUUUGGAUUCGCACAACGUCAACAUGAACACAUCGCUGUUAACAUUUGAUGGAUUCCCUCGAGCAGACAUCGAUGUUGCUCAGAUCCGCAUGACGCGAGCACGUAUUAUUCAACUCAAGAACGAUCACAAGGCGGCCAUGAAACAGCUGGAAGAAGCGGUACACAAGCAAUUCGCAUCAGGCAAAGCUCUCGAUGUUGAGGCGGAAAGCGAUGCUCCUCGUACUAUCAACGAGGAUGCUGGUGCCCCGUCAGUAUCUGCUCCAGCUCCUAUCGCGCAUCAACCGCCAUUCGCGAGGAUCAAUACAGUCAUUCCAGGAGGGCCAGCCGAGCAGGCAGGCCUCCGACCCGAAGAUCGGCUGGUCGUGUUCGGUUCGGUGAAUUUCACGAAUCAUGAACGGCUUGGGAAAGUUGCGCAAGUCGUGCAAGAGAACGAGAACCGUCCUAUCCUCGUCAAGGUGCUUCGUCAAGAAACAGAUCAGGCAUCACCCUCACUGAUCGAACUUCACCUCACGCCGCAGCGGGAUUGGGGAGGCCGUGGACUUCUCGGCUGUCAUUUGCUGCCACUGUCAUGAUGGAUCAACAUAUUCCCCACGGAAGUUUCCCGACUCGGUCUUGUACGUAGUAUAUGCUUAAUUUCUGUACUGUUCUGAUGAAACUCUGGGGCAGAAUCCAAUCCAAUUCGCAUCACACCAG
This is a messenger RNA of Dissoconium aciculare CBS 342.82, 994 nucleotides long. Its product is annotated as 26S proteasome non-ATPase regulatory subunit 9. The record is from RefSeq and is a predicted model, not a curated record. The transcript is spliced from 3 exons. Gene Ontology annotation, cellular component: cytoplasm; nucleus. Gene Ontology annotation, biological process: proteasome regulatory particle assembly. The coding region runs from base 151 to 873 and encodes 240 amino acids. Lineage: Eukaryota; Fungi; Ascomycota; Dothideomycetes; Mycosphaerellales; Dissoconiaceae. Gene Ontology annotation, molecular function: protein binding.